Lobosporangium transversale is the source of this 1856-nucleotide messenger RNA. Its product is annotated as branched-chain alpha-ketoacid dehydrogenase. Gene Ontology annotation, biological process: regulation of glucose metabolic process; protein phosphorylation. The coding region runs from base 283 to 1779 and encodes 498 amino acids. Gene Ontology annotation, cellular component: mitochondrion. NCBI's taxonomy places the organism in Eukaryota, Fungi, Mortierellomycota, Mortierellomycetes, Mortierellales, Mortierellaceae. The record is from RefSeq and is a predicted model, not a curated record. Gene Ontology annotation, molecular function: pyruvate dehydrogenase (acetyl-transferring) kinase activity. The transcript is spliced from 5 exons.
CAAACAUUCAUGUUUACCUUUACUUUUCCCAUUCCAUUUCUCACCUUUAUUUCUCAUUCUUCUCCAACCUGCACCUUGUUCCCUCUUACCCUUCUUGUCACCCAUAAGGCGCUCAAAUUGUGCCUGCUGUUAUGUUCUACUGUCGUGUGUGGCCCCUAUUCCAAGGCUCCGAUAUUGUCUCCUGAUUAAUUUGUCUUCUUUUUACACCUUUCGGCUCGUGAUUUCAAUAUCUUCCAUCUUUACCUUAUUGUCCUCCCUCUAUCUGUCUCCGCGCUUGCCACCAUGAAUCAGACAUACGCUGCACUACAUGCCUUACCCAGCGAUUUAAUCAAUAAACUAUGUCGCUCUAAGGUCACUAGGUUAUCGCUCAAGCAGAUGUACACCCUUGGAAGACAUGUCCUCGAGUCCAAAAAUCAAAGCGCACUAGUCAUUCCAGCGGUUUUCCUGCACCAAGAGCUACCAAUUCGGUUGUCGCAUGCGCUCAAGAUGCUCAACUCGAACACGUUGCCUGUCAACUUGGCUGACAUGCCCAAUUUCCAGCACAUUGCUCGUUCAUAUCUCGAGGACAUAAGUAUGGUAACUCAAAUGCCUAAACCCUCGACACCUGAGCUAGAAGAAGAGUUCACGGCUUUGCUCCGCAAACUGGAGCAGCGCCACAAGAUCAAAGUCUUAGCAAUCAGCAGCGGUUUCCGUGAGCUUAUGAACUCUGCUAUGCAGCAGCCCGAUUAUAACUCGCUUUUCUAUGAUAAUGGGAAGGGCUGGACGAUCAACCCAGAAGCCGAUAAGGCUAUCCAAACCUUUUUUAACCGAUUUUAUACUAUUAACCUGGGCACCCGUCUCUUGAUUGGUGAACACUUGGCAUUACACGAUCGUGGUCUAAAUCUAGUUCAUCGUUUGAACCCGUUAUCAAUAUCGAAAAGAGCCAUUCAGGACGCUCAAAAGUUGUGCGCUGCUCAUUAUAGACAAGCUGCUCCAUCUGUUCUCAUCCACACUCCUAAUCCCGAUAUCUCCACAACAUAUGUGGAGGAGUUUUUACAUCGAAAUAUUUAUGAGCUUCUUAAGAAUGCUAUGAGAGCUACAUGUGAGACAUACUUGAACAAUGGAUCGCCAGUCACUAUUGGACUAUCGCCAGCAUCCUCCAUGAACAAGGCCACAGCAAGCAAAAGCAAGCUACCACCUAUCAAGCUAAUUUUAGUAGACGGUGGUGAGGAUGUUACAAUUAAAAUCUCGGACGAGGGGGGUGGAAUGGCUCUAAGCGAGAUGGAUAAGAUUUGGAGCUAUGUUCAUUCGGGAAAUUCGAGCCGUCUUCGCCAACCAUCCACUAUGGUACAAAAGCACGAAAAGGUGAUUGAAGAGGCCCCGAAAACCACAACAAUAAUAACACCAUUUCAACCAUCAGCCCCGAAUACUUCAACCUUGCAUAAAUCGGAUGUAUCAGAAACGAAUAUGGUCCUACGGGCUGUGGUGCAUCCGGCAGACUCAAUGACAGUAAUGGGCGGAUUGGCUAGCGAGGCGAAGGACUACCUUGAUUUACCAUUAAGUGGUUCGGGUCACGGGUUGCCUCUGGCCCGUUUAAUUGCACGAUACUUUGGGGGCGAUCUGUCGCUAAUUUCAAUGGAAGGAUAUGGAACUGACUCUUAUCUAUCAUUAUACCGGAACGAUGAUCAUUUGGAAAAUUUUCCGGAGGUGGAUGAGGAGAUGGCAGCUGAAGUGGAUGUGUUUGUGAAUGAUCUGUUGGAUGAAACUUCAAGAGGAUCUCAGCAAGAGUCAUCGGUUUAACUGAACAACCUAAAAUUCAACUCUGACUCUGCAUAGCAAAGAUCAUGCAUAAUAAAAUGAAGUGUUUAGGUCAAGCC